AUGUCAGUGCUAAGUUACAGUCACAUUACAGUCACACCACAGUCACAUCACAGUCACAUCACAGUCACAUCACAGUCACAUCACAGUCACAUCACAGUCACAUCACAGUCACAUCACAGUCACAUCACAGUCACAUCACAGUCACAUCACAGUCACAUCACAGUCACAUCACAGUCACAUCACAGUCACAUCACAGUCACAUCACAGUCACAUCACAGUCACAUCACAGUCACAUCACAGUCACAUCACAGUCACAUCACAGUCACAUCACAGUCACAUCACAGUCACAUCACAGUCACAUCACAGUCACAUCACAGUCACAUCACAGUCACAUCACAGUCACAUCACAGUCACAUCACAGUCACAUCACAGUUACAUCACAGUCACAUCACAGUCACAUCACAGUCACAUCACAGUCACAUCACAGUCACAACACAUUCACAUCACAGUCACACCACAGUCACAUCACAGUCUCACCACAGUCACAUCAUAGUUACAUCACAGUCAUAA
Chironomus riparius is the source of this 510-nucleotide messenger RNA. The record is from the annotation of a GenBank genome assembly. Lineage: Eukaryota; Metazoa; Arthropoda; Insecta; Diptera; Chironomidae.